This is a messenger RNA of Sphenostylis stenocarpa, 3078 nucleotides long. NCBI's taxonomy places the organism in Eukaryota, Viridiplantae, Streptophyta, Magnoliopsida, Fabales, Fabaceae. The record is from the annotation of a GenBank genome assembly.
AUGGUCUGCACUAAGCUUUCAUUAAUUCUCUGUUCACUCUUAGGCCUCCAUUUCACUCAACUUUUACCCUUUUCUCCUUUUGCUGCGUUUGCUGCCACCAUUGCUGAAAACCAAGUGAGGGAAGCUGGUGCUCUACUUGAGUGGAAAGCUAGCCUUGAAAACCAAAGCCAAACUUCUCUGUCUUCAUGGACCAAAGGUGUCAGUCAUUGCAAGUGGGAAGAAAUCAUUUGUGACAAAUCCAACUCUGUCACCACUAUAAAUGUAGCAAAUCAUGGGUUAAAAGGUACUCUUCACACUCUCAACUUCUCAUCCUUUCCCAACCUGCUAACUCUGGAUGUUAGUAACAAUAGUUUCAAUGGUACUAUUCCUCACCAAAUUGCUAACUUAUCCAGAGUUUCUCAGUUGAUAAUGAACAAGAAUAAUUUUGAUGGUCCAAUCCCCAUUUCCAUGGUGAAGUUGGCUACCUUGAAGAUUUUAAACUUGAAAAACAAUCACCUCUCUGGCCCUCUUCCUGAGGAGAUUGCUGAGUUGAGGAACCUAGAGAGUCUGUUAUUCGAAUCCAAUAACCUUUUUGGUACCAUUCCUCCAACAAUUGGAAGGAUGACCAACCUUGUUGAACUUAAUUUGCAACUUAACUCAUUUAAUGGCACAAUCCACCCUUCAAUUAGAAACUUGACAAAUUUAAAAUUCCUCCGGCUCCAACAAAAUAGUCUCUCUGGUCGCAUUCCACAUUUCAUAGGAGACAUGACCAAUUUGCUUGUUCUUGAGAUCGAUCAAAACAAAUUUACAGGACCAAUUCCUCCCCAUAUUGGAAACUUGACGAAGAUGGUCAAUCUGUCCUUGGCCGUGAACAUGCUUUCUGGACCAAUUCCUCCCUCGCUUGGAAACUUGGUCAAUCUAAAGGCGUUGGAGCUUUCCAGGAACGAUCUAUCCGGAGUUAUUCCUUCCACCUUAGGAAAUUUAACUAGCCCCAUCGCGUUCAUAGUGUCAUCUAACAAACUUGAAGGCAGAUUACCACCAGGAAUGAAUAACUACACCAAUUUAAUAAACUUACAACUAUCUAACAACAGUUUUAGUGGCCCUCUGCCACAAAAUAUUUGCCUUGGUGGGUCACUACUCUUAUUUACUGCUCAAAAUAAUAAUUUCACGGGUCCAGUUCCAAAAAGCCUGAAAAAUUGCUCCACUCUUCUAAGACUCAGACUGGAUGGAAACCAGUUGAGUGGAAAUAUAUCAGAUGAUUUUGGUGUUUAUCCAGUGUUGAACUACAUUGAUCUGAGUAGGAAUAACUUUUAUGGCCACAUUUCCCCAAAUUGGGCAAAGUGUCCUGGUCUCUCAGCCAUUAAAAUGUCCAACAAUAAUUUAUCUGGUAGUAUACCGCCAGAACUCAGCCAGGUACCCAAUUUAGGAGAACUUGCCUUGUCUUCAAAUCAUUUAACAGGGAAAGUUCCAAAAGAACUUGAGAACUUGACCUCUUUGUUGAAGUUAUCAAUAAGCAACAAUGAACUUUCCGGCACUAUUCCUACGGAAAUAGGUGCCUUGUCCAAGCUUGACACUUUGGAGCUUUCAGCAAAUAAUUUAGAUGGUCCAAUUCCAAAACGGUUGGGGGAGUUAUUCAAGUUAGUUAACUUGAAUUUGAGCAAAAACAGAUUGACAGAAAGCAUUCCAUUGGAAUUUAGGCGUUUGCAAGCUCUUGAAAGUCUUGAUCUUAGUUACAAUUUUUUAAAUGGAGAAAUACCAUCAGCACUUGCAAGUAUGACAAGAUUGGAAACGUUAAACCUCUCUCACAACAAUCUCUCAGGAGCCAUUCCAUCUAAUUUUAAGGAUGGCUUAACAACGGUUGACAUAUCUAACAAUCAAUUACGGGGUCCAAUUCCUAACAGUCGAGCCUUUCUCAAUGCUUCAUGUGAUGCAUUCAAAAAUAAUAAAGGCUUGUGUGGAAAUGUCCGUUGUUUAGUGCCUUGCAGCAGCCGUAAUGAUAAAGGGAAAAGAAAUGUCACCAGGUUAGCAUUAGGCCUUACUUUGGGUGCUCUACUUCUAGUGGUACUCGUGGUUGGAGUUUUGUUAUGUAUUCGCUACAGAAGAGCAACAGAAGGCAAAAAGGAGGAGGCUAAAGAAGAAAAAACUCAUGAUCAUUAUGCCAUAUGGAGUUAUGAUGGAAAAUUAGUGUAUGAAAAUAUCAUCGAUGCCACAGAGGGGUUUGAUGACAAAUAUCUCAUUGGAGAGGGAGGGUCAGCAUCUGUUUAUAAAGCUAAAUUACCGACAGGAGAGAUUGUUGCUGUGAAAAAACUUAAUGCUGCAUCCAAUGAAGAAACACCGGAUUUAAGAGCUUUUAAAACUGAGGUUGAAGCCUUGGCAGAAAUCAAGCAUCGUAACAUUGUGAAGUCGCUUGGAUAUUGUUUACAUCCACGUUUCUCCUUUUUAGUUUAUGAGUUCCUUGAGGGGGGUAGUUUGGAUAAAGUACUCACCAACGAUACGCGUGCAACAAUGUUUGAUUGGAACAUGAGGGUAAAGGUUGUUAAAGGUGUGGCAAAUGCUUUGUACCAUAUGCAUCAUGGUUGCUUUCCUCCUAUUAUUCAUCGAGACAUAUCAAGCAAGAAUAUUCUUAUAGAUUCGGAUUAUGAAGCCCGCAUUUCUGACUUUGGAACAGCUAAAAUUCUGAAUCCUGAUUCACGCAAUUUAGCCUCGUUUGCAGGCACAUAUGGGUAUGCUGCACCAGAGCUUGCUUAUACCAUGGAAGUGAAUGAAAAAUGUGAUGUGUUCAGUUUUGGAGUGCUUUGUUUGGAAAUAAUGAUGGGAAAGCAUCCAGGAGAUCUCAUUUCAUUAUUAUUUUCACCCUCUGAAACACCAUCAGCGUAUAAUUUGCUUUUGAAAGAUGUGUUGGACCAAAGACUACCCCUUCCGGUGAAGCCAGUUGUUGAGGAGGUGAUCUUGAUUGUGAAAAUAGCAUUUGCUUGCUCAAGUGAAAGUCCACGUUUUCGUCCAAGCAUGGAACAAGUGUAUAACGAGUUUGUGAUGCCAAAACCAUCUUCACUCAAUUCACUCUCCAUCAUCACACUUGGUCAACUCGUGAAUUACUGA